AUGCUAUCAUUGCUUUCCCUUUUGAUCGCCUCAGGAACAGUGCUGAGACCGGAUACAGAAACGUGGACGCCAACAACAUACCCCAAUCCUCGAAUCAAUGCCACUUUGUGCAAUACGAAAGAAAACUCAACUGUUUGUGAUCCGGAUCAUUUACUCGCUGAUCAAUGGAGAUCAACUAUUGAUGAAACUGUGAGGACUCAAGUUGAAAAGUUAAGAAACACAAAGAUUCAAUACAUUGAUGAUGCUCCAGAGGAUUGCUCGAAUGGAACCGAUCCCUUUCAGAUGUAUGUGUUACUGGCUAGGAAAAUCAAUGGUACCACGAAUUCCACUGUGACCACUGAAGAAUUGAAAAUCUUUGGUGACGGUCUAGUGGAACACCUGGGCUUAAACAAUCAAUCGUGUAAGAAUUUCUUGGUGUUGAUUGUCGUCGAAACAGCGAAUUCCGCGUAUGCAAGGACCGGUCGCCAUAUGAAAAUGCCAGCUGACUUGAUGGAGCAAGCUUUCAACAGCUCGAAAAAUGUUUUCAACGAGAAAAAUUAUAUGGAGAUCUUGAAUCAAAUUGUGGAGAGAAUUGGCGAUUCACUGGUGCAGACUUUUGAGCCACCCACCGAGCCACCUUCAGUUGAGACUUCACCAGAAACUACUUCGGAAUCGAUUGAAAUUUCCACUCUUGGUGAAUCAACGGAAAGCAAUUAUCACCUGACAGAGCCGAGUGAUGGAAAAGGCGGCAAUGUUCUUUUCUAUAUCUUCAUGAUGUUCCUCGUCGUGCUGAUUCUAUGUAUCAUGGUAACUGUAGCUUUGAUAAGACAUCGUCAAAUUCGGAUCGGUUGCUCUGAAAUGAAAACGCCACAUUCACAUCAGUUCACAGAAUACACAAGCGCCUACAGUCAUCAUUCACCAAGCAGUUUGAUCAUUCGAGACACCGUCACCAUUCCUCAACUACAGCUAAACUUAGAGGAUGAUCUGGACACAAGAUCUUCGAUUUGUGGAAAGACUUCUUUGACUCCAACUACGUUAUCAACCGAUGCAGCUCUCCCAAAAUCAGAGCCACCUAUCGAUGAGAGAAAAACGUUA
This is a messenger RNA of Mesorhabditis belari, 1074 nucleotides long. NCBI's taxonomy places the organism in Eukaryota, Metazoa, Nematoda, Chromadorea, Rhabditida, Rhabditidae. The record is from the annotation of a GenBank genome assembly.